Gongylonema pulchrum is the source of this 498-nucleotide messenger RNA. The record is from the annotation of a GenBank genome assembly. NCBI's taxonomy places the organism in Eukaryota, Metazoa, Nematoda, Chromadorea, Rhabditida, Gongylonematidae.
AUGGCACUGGCGGCAUUAAGUUUAGAUGGAGUACGAAUUGGUGACUUGAUUUUGAGUGUUAAACUGUUAACCGCGGACUGGAUGGAAACUGAAUGUGCCCAAAUGAGUAAUUUGAUGCGAAACAGAUUUGAAGACACGGUUGUUGAAUGCAGUGAACUGGGAAAUGCGGAUAAUUUUGAAAUAAAUGAUGGUGACGUUGAUGUAGCAGUGAAAGGGACGGGUGAGGAUCGAACUGCUGGGCUAAAAUGUGUAUCACCAUCGGACGGAAGUGAAGCAAAUCUCAGUAAACUUACCGUGCCGAGCGUGGCAACAAGGUCUGUAUCAUCGCCGCUGUUGAAUGAUAUGCAGAUGUAUCCUGCGGACAACAUUGUUGAAUUGAAGCAGUCCGUGUUAGCACCAUCGUCAGUGGAGCCACCGUCUAUGAUGCCUGUUGAAUGUAACGUGUGCGUCAAUGUUCCUCCACCUGUACCACCACGGAAAUUCUCAGCAAAGAAGUAA